Leopardus geoffroyi (Geoffroy's cat) is the source of this 3110-nucleotide messenger RNA. RefSeq names its product C-type lectin domain family 4 member F (gene CLEC4F). Gene Ontology annotation, molecular function: signaling receptor activity. The transcript has 8 exons. The coding region runs from base 120 to 1820 and encodes 566 amino acids. The record is from RefSeq and is a predicted model, not a curated record. NCBI's taxonomy places the organism in Eukaryota, Metazoa, Chordata, Mammalia, Carnivora, Felidae.
GUCUGGGCUAGGAUUAAGAAUCAACCACCGGUCACAAGGAUGUUUUUCUACGAAGCUGAGAAGACAGCCCCGUUGGAGUCCGCGGCAGGGAGGAGCAUUGGAGCAUAAAGGAAGAAGAUAUGAAUUGUGACAAGGCCCACUUUUUCACAGACAACCAGAGUGUCUCCCUGCAGCCCGGAGGGCUGGACUCUGCGGCAGGGGCUCCUGCAGCCCCCAGGAGGCCAAGGCUUGUCCAGACCACCCUGGCGGUUAUGGCUGUGACUGUUGCCUCCUUGCUGGUGGUUCUCUUUGUUAUGGUUCUACAGAAGCCAAGACUUCCUUUGGAGCCAUAUGCCUCUUUCCAAGAGUUUUCCGCCAUGAUUGCCGGAGAGGACAACACGACCAGCCAGUUACCUGUGGAACCCUACAAUUCCCACCACUCUGGCAGGGUGGCAGAGUGGCAAGAGACUAUCCAGAUGUUUAAAAGCCACGUGGAGAAUUCCAGCACCUGGAGCAUGGAGAUGCAGACGUUGACUUGUAGAGUGGACAAUGUCAGUUCUCAGAUCCAGGUGCUCGGUGGUCAUCUGGAAAAUGCCAGUGCUGACAUCCAGAUGGUAAAAGGAGUUCUACAGGUUGCCAAUACCUUGACUUUCCAGACCCAGAUGUUAAGGAGUUCCAUGGAAGGUGCCAGUGCUGAGAUCCGGAAGCUAAAAGGAGAUCUGGAAAAGGCAAACACUUUAAAUUCCCAGACCUACAGUUUCUUAAAAAGCAGUUUAGAAAAUGUCAGCAUUGAUCUCCACAUGUUGAAUGGAGGCUUAGAAAAUGCCAACACUGAAAUUCAGAUAUUGAAGGCAGGGUUGGAAAUGGCAAAUGCCCAGGCCCAGCUGGCAAACAGUAGCUUAAAGAAUGCUAAUGCUCAGAUCCAUGUUUUGAGAGGCCAAUUGGAUAGUGUCCAUGAUUUAAGGGCCCAAAAUCAGGUUUUAAGAAGCAGUUUGGAAGGAGCCAAUGCUGAGAUCCAGAGGGUAAAGGGAAGCCUGCAAAAUGCAAAUGCUUUAAACUCCCAGACCCAGACUUUUCUGAAAGACCAUUUAGACAAUGCCAGCUCUGAAAUCCAGUUAUUAAGAGAUCAUUUCAAAAGGGCAGGUGAUGAGAUUCACUUGUUAAAAAGAGAUUUAGAGACUGUCACUGCCCAGACCCAAGAAGCAAGCCACCAUCUGGAGCAGACAGAUGCUCAGAUCCAGUUAUUAAAAACAGAGCUAGAAAAUGCCAAUGCCUUAGAUUCCAAGAUUCAGGUGUUAAAUGGUUAUUUGAAAAAUGCCAGCAGGGAGAUACAGACCCUAAAACAAGGAAUGAAGUCUGCUUCAGCCUUAGAUUCCAAGACCCAGAUGUUAGAGAGCAAUCUGCAGAAGGCCAGUGCUGAGAUCCAGAGGUUAAAAGGGGAUCUACAGGACACCAAAACACUAACUACGAGAAUCCAGGAGGAGCAGAGUCGCCUGGAGACACUCCGUGUGGCCUUUGGUUCCCAGGAGCAGCUACAGAGGACACAAAAUCAACUUCUUCAGCUGAUCCUGCAAGGCUGGAAUGCCUACAGCGGGAGCUUGUAUUACUUUUCUCACGUCAAGAAGUCUUGGCAUGAGGCUGAGCGGUUCUGUGUGUCCCAGGGAGCCCACCUGGCCUCAGUGACUUCUGAGGAGGAGCAGGAAUUUCUGGUAAAGUUCACGAGUACCUCUUACCACUGGAUUGGCCUCACUGACAGGGGCAAGGAGGGCUUCUGGCGCUGGGUGGACGGGACACCAUUCAAUGCUUUCCGGAGCAGAGUGCAGUGUCAUGGUGGGAGCUGAGGAGGAGAUGGGGCUGAGGAGGUGGCUGAUGUGGCUAGGAAACUGGAUGUAUACGAGAGUUGAGCAAAUAAAUAAGUAAAUAUACUGAGGAUAACAGGAGUCAGGUUUCUCACUGUUGGAGAAGGGAGUUACAAAUUAGGGAGAGACAAGAGAGAAAUGUGAGCUAUUGGAUUGGAAUUGGAGAUAUUCGUGUGAACUCCUGCGUUUUAACUCUCUGUCAUCUAUCUAACUACACAAAAAUAUAGAUAUAACUGUGUGUGUAUACUUAUAUGUGUACAUAUGUAUGUUUCCUAUCUGCUAAAAGGGCUUAGAAGCAUUGACAUCCAAAAGGAAUGAACAACCAAGCUUCCAAAACUUUGUUUCUAAAUUCCAUCUUCCACUAGAAUUGACUGAUUCCAUGGCUAGGCUGGGAAGAUUCAAGAUGAGCCAGGAACAUGUCAUGCCUUUUUGGUACAAGUAAGAAGGCACGCAAAGAAUGAUGGGGUCAUGUUAAAAGAACAGAGAAGCCAGCACGAAGGGGGCUCCUACAGGCCAAAUCUGGAACCAUUUGAGCACUGAAAUAGUGAUCUGAAUAAAGUACAUCUUAUUGAGCAAAACAUAAAGUCAUGAGUUCAUGCUGAGAUAAACACAAAAUGAAUAAAUACAUGAGGAGAAGGAAAGCUCAUCCCCCCAAUUGGUUGUCAAUGAUUUGGCCACAAAAUAGUGGUUAAUUCAGGCAGGAGUCAUCAAUGGAUGCUAAGGAUUUUGGUGAUUUCCUCACAAAAUAUUUAUCAGUCAAAAGGAAAAGUUAGUCCAUGUAUGGUGAAGGAACCUGGGAGACACCACCGUGACUGAGUGAUCAAGAUUAACUUCACCAGUGGUGGGACAGGUUGGCAUCAUGUAUGUCCUGAUGGGAUGCACUGAGAAAAGCCCAGCAUCUUUUCUGUGGAGUCCCUGCCAAGAAGGGAUGGCCUAGGUCUGGACAUGAGGGAACAUUGGGCAGAACCUAGGUGAGGGACAUCCUUCAGAAUGAAAGACUUCUCUUAGAAACUGUCAAGGUCAUGAUGACAGGGCAAGACUUAGGAAACACUUCAGAAAAAGAAUAAUGAAAAUGGGAAUAUUCCUAGAGAGAAAGAGGGCGAUGGAGUAAAUGUGGAAAAACGUUAACAAGUAGAAAAUCUAGGUGAAGGGGCUACAGGACCUUUUGGUUACUGCUCUUGCAACUUUUAUUUAUUUCAAAAUGAAUUUUUAAAAGUUUUCUUUGUAGCCGGCAAAAUUUUUGUCUGGUAAAUAUAUACAUGUACAUAAGUA